Molecule: messenger RNA, 1446 nt
Organism: Fusarium vanettenii 77-13-4
Lineage: Eukaryota; Fungi; Ascomycota; Sordariomycetes; Hypocreales; Nectriaceae
Exons: 2
Coding region: 1-1446 (481 amino acids)
Biological process (GO): protein dephosphorylation
Molecular function (GO): protein tyrosine phosphatase activity
Source: RefSeq, a predicted model, not a curated record
AUGGACAGGAUUCCCAAGUUCCGGCGCAAACCCAAGAACCCCACGAUCGAGACUGCCGUCGAGCGCUCAAGCAGCGACACCGUCGAUAGUAUCGCCAGUUCCGAGCUUCAGGCCGCAAACCUUCAGCUGCAACAGCAGGGACUACAGAUUCAGACCCAGAAACCCCCUGCGAAGCUCUCCAAGAGGGCUGCCUUCCGAAAUUUCCGUCUGCGCGGCUCGACCAAGCGAGCCCGCGAUAGUCCUCCUGUCGAGUUGCCUUCUAGUCCUCCUCCGGCCGUCGUCACCCACGACGGCAUAAAGAGUCGGCCCGCCACGGCGGAAGGUGUUGCGCUGAGCAGGCAGGAUGGCACCGGUCCCCGGAUUCCUGCCUUCUUGGACUCUUCGAUGCAGGAUAUCGAUUUCAAGUUCCAGGAAUUGACGUGGGCCGAACGUGAUCGAGUACUUGAAGGCAGCAGAAACGAAGCAGACGAAGACUUCAAAUGGGGACACUUCAAGCAACUCGAUGUGGAAGAGAAGGGUGUCAUGGACCGUUACAUCAACAUCAAACCAUGGAAUCACAACCGUAUUAGGUUGCAAGUUCCUACGAACGAACUCGACUACGUCAAUGCUUCCGAGAUCGUCCUCACCUCGCCCUCGGACCCGAGCCGGGAGCCACUCCGCUAUAUCGCCAUGCAGGGUCCGACCCCGCCAUCCAUCGAAUAUGUCUGGCGUAUGAUCGCUGAGCAGAUGGCGUCGCCUGCCGUGAUCGUGCAGCUGACCACCAUGUGUGAAGGCGGAGUCAUCAAGUGUCACCCAUACUUUCCCGACAACGAAGACCAGCCAACAUUGAUUCUGAAUGAGCAUGAUGCAUGGGGCGAUGACUGGCAGGGCGAAGUUACGUACGACUCAUAUGAAGAGCUUGCGGAUGGUGCUAUUGAGAAGCGCAAGCUACUCUUACAGCUGAAGGACGAAGAUGAGCCCCGAGUCGUGUGGCACCUGCUCUACCGGUUAUGGCCUGACUUUGGCGUACCCGAACUUGAAGAUCUCGAUGGCUUCUUUGAGCUCAUGCGACUAUCUCGGGAGCUCAGCGCACCCACCAACCCACGCAUUAUUCAUUGCAGUGCUGGUGUGGGCCGAACCGGUACUUUCAUCACCCUCGAACACCUCAUGCGCGAACUCGAACUGGGCACGUUUCAAAAUUACGAUGAGCCCACUGAAGGGCCCGAUCUAGUUUAUGAAACGGUCGAUAGCCUCCGAGAACAGCGUGUAGGAAUGGUUCAGGGCAAGCCUCAGUUCUUAUUCAUCUAUCAGGUCAUGCGGAAGCUAUGGCAGGACAAAUAUGGCGUUGAUGAUGAGGGCAAUGAGCCCGCAGCUAAGAGGCUCGAGGUAGGCGAUCCGUUCAUCGAUGAUUCACUACCGGACCCCAAGCAAAGCAGCACGAACCUGGCGAUUGGGGUUGCCAAGUAG